UCAAGAGAUCUCAACUGCAGUCUCCGGGUGCCCUCACACACCGCAAUGCUCUCCUUCCUGGUCUUUGCUGUGCUCUGCACCAGCUGCCUGGCAAACCCUGCCUUGGUGUACUACUCCUUCUCUGCUGCUGUUGGAGGGGGUUCCGGCACUUCCUUCUCCACAUAUGGAGAGGGAAGGAUCACAGGGGUCAGGCUCUGGGAGGUUACCAGCGCUUACAUCACUGGUAUCCAGCUGCGCUACGAAAACAGCUGGACUGCAAUCGCUGGUCGCGCAUAUGGCGACGUGCUUGAGCUGACACUCUUUGAUGACGAGGUCAUUGUUCAGGUCUCUGGUAAAUACUACAUCAGCAACUACAUCUAUCAGCUGAUGUUCGUAACCUCCAAAGGACGCUUUCUGAUCGCCGGCCAGCCAACACAGAAAUCCUUUAACUUCUACCCGAUCCACUCUGAAUCGGAGCUCAGAAUGCUGAGUGGCCGCACCAAUUCCGCUGGGAUUACUGCACUGGCAGCUCACUGGGGGACGAUCUACGUGGGUGAAGGCAACAGCACCGAUCUUAGCACAUAAGGAGCAACUGAAAUAAUGCGUGCUUCUUAAUUACUGCAACACGUAUUGUCAUGCAUACGUGCACUGCAAUAUUAUACCACUUUUUGUAUCCCUUUGGUAAAUUGUUUCUGUCAUGGAACAAGGGUUUAUUAACAAUGACAGAAAAAAAUCAGUGAUGGCUGCUAAAGAUAAACUUUGUCUGUUAGCUUUUGUGGUGCAGUUAAAUAUGUAGGAUCUACUAAACAUGUACAUUGACAUGUCAAACCAUGUUCUUUUUCAUCUAUCAAAUGAAGGGGAUUUAUUUUCGCAUCUGCAGCAAUGAAGGAAACAAAGCAAUGAUUUAUCACACUUUAUCAAAAUCAGAUAUAUUCUGAGGAUACCAAGAGAUUAUGCAAAUGUCUACAUGAUUUUUCUUUCUGAAUGUUUUUAAUGGUUGUAGAAAUGUUCACUCUGAGACAUAUUAAAUUCUCUGGCA
Chelmon rostratus (copperband butterflyfish) is the source of this 1018-nucleotide messenger RNA. RefSeq names its product zymogen granule membrane protein 16-like. The record is from RefSeq and is a predicted model, not a curated record. The transcript has 6 exons. Lineage: Eukaryota; Metazoa; Chordata; Actinopteri; Chaetodontiformes; Chaetodontidae. The coding region runs from base 46 to 564 and encodes 172 amino acids.